AUGGUGUUCAGCAGGGUGGAAGUGAACCUCAGAAGGCUGCUUCAGGAGGCUCCUCGGCAGCAGAAUCAGGCCAAGCUUGCCCAUUAUAUAUCCACAGCCAGGGAGCUAUUGGAGCAGCUUGGAGCAGAAAUUACAACUGAAGGAGUACCAAGGGGUUCAAAAGCUAAGCUCAGUGAGUAUUCAGAAAAGAUUGAAGCACUAGCUGCCACACUUGCUGCUUCAGUGACAGAAAAUGAAAAACCAGUUGAUGAGAUCAAAGAAGAAAGCUCUUGUGAAAGAGAAAAGGCUGAGAGUCCAAUAUCCUUGUCAGCAGGAUUGCGAAGGCGAUCAACGGCUCAGGUGGAAGCUGGUACAAGCAGUCGUGAUAGAACUAGAAGAGAAAGAGAUACUGGAGCGCCUAUUAAAUUGGAUGCAGAAGCUCAGGCUAACAUUGAGAAGCAUAGGGACCUGCAAGAUAGUCUGAUAGACGAAAUGGUUGACUUAGCACGUCAGCUGAAGGAAAGUAGCCUUGUAGUGAACCAAUCCGUGCAAGAUACAGUGAAGAUCCUUCAUUCCAAUGAGAGAGCCAUGGAACAUAGCUUGGCGAGCACCGGUAGCGCAACGGCGCGAGCCUCUGAGGUCUACUCGCUGGCCUCCAAGACAACCUGCUUCCAGUGGUUGCUCAUCUUUCUGAUGACCUGCAUGUUCGUCAUGGUGGUUAUGCUCAUACGGGUCACCUGA
Triticum turgidum subsp. durum (durum wheat) is the source of this 720-nucleotide messenger RNA. NCBI's taxonomy places the organism in Eukaryota, Viridiplantae, Streptophyta, Magnoliopsida, Poales, Poaceae. The record is from the annotation of a GenBank genome assembly.